AUGAGCGGGCGAAAGGACCUGGCGCGGAUGCAGGCCGAGCUCGAUAAGAUCGUACGAGCCGGGAGCACGCGACCGCCCCGUCAGAAGGCCGCGGAGCCUCGUCUCGCGGAGCUUCCCCUCGACCUGCUUCGGUCCCGACUAGGCGCUCUUCACGCGGAGCUCGCGGCGCUAAGCGCGCUCAAACCGCAAACCAGCAACCACGGCGUCGACGAGCCGAGCGAGAGCUCGGACGUCCCACGCACGGCGGUGGAUUCCCAACCACCCGAAGUCAACGAAGAAGACGUCAAGGGAGGGGGCGCUGCCGCGGACGACACCGGCGCGGCGCACGGCGGCUACGUCGUCGACCUGACGGUCGCGGACUCGCGCCGCAACGGCGGCGCAGGCCCGGCCAACAGCGCCCGCGCCGCCCACCCGCCCCGGCGCCACAAGACAGGGCCCGGGACGGGCGUGCGCCGCACGGUGCACCGCCUCGCGCGGGCGGCGCUGUGGCCCGCGUUCGUGCCCGCCGCGCUCCGCGAGCAGGAAACGCUGGAACUCCCCCCCAUGUACGUGGCCGCUGUCGGGUCCGACGCAGACCUCCACGCGAAGCUGUGUCUGACGGCGUACCAGUGCACGCACGCCGACGUCGCGCUGGCGCUGCUCGGCAGCGGGGAGUUCCAGCGCGGCGGGGACGCCGGGACGCCGGGGAGGGGGGGGAGUGAUUACGACGUUGCGCUGCGGGCGAUGAAGGACGCGGAGGUGCUCGCCGGCGACGGCGACGAGCACAGGGAGCUGCUGCGCACGAAAGCCCUGGCAGUGCACGACGUUCGCCGGAGGCUGGAAGCCGGCAUGCGCGAAGCAGCUCUGGACUUCGAGGUCGCGGUCACCGACGCAGCGACCCACGGCGCCAUGCGUCGCGCCUUUGUACGCCGGUCGCCCACGGCGCAGUCCAAGCUGUCCCCGUCCCCGGGCCUGGAGCACCUCGUGACGUUCGAGCGCCUCGUCCUCGGCGACGACGGCCGCGCGCUGCGCCUGGGCCCCGGAUCGCUGCUGCGGUGCCUUGCGGGGGGCCUCGUGUCGAGGACGACCCGGCCUGAGCUGCUGGUGAUGCCCGGGGGCGCGGAGCUGCGCGUGACGCCGGCGCUGCUCGCGGGCCUGCUCGUCGAGGCAGAGGACAUGUGCACGCCCGCGAACGCGAGCUUCAAUCUGGACACGAGGGGCGUCCGCGUGCGGCGCACGCGUGCGCUGUUCGACACCUACGUGCGCCCGCUGACGCAGCUCCCGGAUGGCGGCGGCGUGCUGCUGCCGCAGGCGCACGUGGAGGCGUGGCUGCAGGGCCUGGGGUGGCUGCCGAUGGCGUUUCGCGUUCCAAUCGAGCUUUUCCCUCACUGUCUGUUUCCACCGAACGUCCGAUUGCCAGUGCCAAGCAGCGUGAAGGAUACGCGGGGCGCCGGCGACGCGCGCGCGGCGCGCAGCGACGACGACGUCGACAGCGGGGACGAGUCGUCGGGAGCGUCGUGGUCGUCGGCGCCGUCGUUGGCGCUCUCGCGGCACGCAGCACCACUACAAGCGGAAAGUGCCGUCGACGAGGCGAAGCUGUUCUUGCUUACGUACAGCGCGACGCGUGCGGACGUCAUUCUCGCGCUGGUGGCCAGCGGCGCGCUGCCGGGGCUCAGAAAGAAGUACAAAGAGUCGGACCCAACAACGGGCCGCCCCGCGUUCCUCCGGGUCCAGGGUAACGCGAAGGGGGGCUCCCUCUACCCGCACCCCAAGGCCGCGAAGCGCGGCCUGGUGACCUUCGAGCGGCUCGUGCUGCGGCCCGGGGGGGGUCUGCAGCUCGGCGAGGGGUCUCUGAUGCACUGUCUGACAGCGGCGUGCCUCCGCGGACACCCCCAGCGCGCCCUGCUCUUAACCGACGGCGGACGAAGGUUCCGGUACACUCCCGCGCUGCUCGCGGGUCUCCUCGUCGAGGCAGAGGACAUGUGCGCGCCCGUAGAGCACAAGCAAGCCUUCGAGAUCGUCGGCCGCCGGACGCUGCGCAUGCGGCACAUGUUCGACGCGUACGUGCGGCCCCUCACGCAGCUGUCGGACGGCGGCGGCGUGCUGCUGUCGCGCGUUCGCGUCGAGACGUUGCUGCCAGGCGUGCCGUGGCUCCCGGUGGCGUUCCGCGUGGCCGAAGCGGACCUGCCGCGGUGCUUCCGGCGCGUCGUGCAUGCUGACGCCAAGCCCUCGAAGCGCGGGCGCGAAGCGGACGGCGCCGGCGGCUCGAAGCGGAGGCGCGCGUGA
Messenger RNA from Pedinophyceae sp. YPF-701, 2265 nucleotides. NCBI's taxonomy places the organism in Eukaryota, Viridiplantae, Chlorophyta, Pedinophyceae. The record is from the annotation of a GenBank genome assembly.